ACCCUAGCGCCCCCCCCCCCCCCGACUCCCAUCCCAUCACUUGGCGGCCAAACCCUCCUCCGGCGCCGACAUGUCCUCCUCCUCCCCCCCGGCCCCGGCGCCGGUUCGGCUCUCGGCGGCGGCCCAGCCGGCCGCGAUCCAGCCCUCCUCCCCGCGCUUCUUCUUCUCCUCGCUCGCGGGGACCAACCCGGCCUCCCCGCACCGCCGCAUCGCCAUCGCCGUUGACCUCUCCGACGAGUCCGCCUUCGCCGUCAAGUGGUCCGUGCAGAACUACCUCCGCCCGGGCGACGCUGUCGUGCUGCUCCACGUGCGCCCCACGUCGGUGCUCUACGGCGCCGACUGGGGCUCCGUCCCGGUCUCCGUUUCCGACGAGGCCGACGGCGCGGACGGGGAGGACGCCGCCGCCGAGGGCGCCUCCGAGGAGGAGCUGCGGAAGAAGCGGGAGGAGGACUACGACGCCUUCACCUCCACCAAAGCGCAGGACCUGGCGCAGCCGCUGGUCGACGCACAUAUCCCCUUUAAGAUCCACGUCGUCAAGGAUCACGACAUGAAGGAGCGCCUCUGCCUCGAGGCCGAGCGCCUUGGCUUGUCCGCUAUGAUCAUGGGGAGCCGCGGUUUCGGUGCCUCGCGGAAGGGCGGGAAGGGGAGACUUGGGAGUGUUAGUGAUUAUUGCGUGCACCACUGUGUCUGCCCGGUUGUGGUUGUUCGCUGCCCGGAUGAUGCUGCAGGUGCCGGUGGGGAGGCAGCAGGGGCAACUGAUGAGCUGCACACUGUGCCCGAGGAUGAGCCUGUUUAUCAUGAUGCGCCUGAGGUGCACAAAGAAAACUGAUGCAAUGGCAUGCAGCUGAAGCACGAAGGAAAUCAUGAGGCUUGUAGUGAGGCCAUCCCGGUGUAUUUGGAAGAUGCAACUGGCUGCUUAUCUUUGCUUCUAUAUCCGCUGCAUAUCAUAAACUGGGUUGACCAGCAGGCUGUUUUCCGUUUUGAGUUUCAUACUGGAGUCCUAGAUCAUCGGAGUCUUUGUUUGAUUGCUUGCGAGAUGUUUGUGUUGUCGACGCCAUGUAGAGUACACCUCCCAUGGGUAGGAGCCUUCUUACAGUAUGCUGGGGCUGGGCUCCUAAAUCUAUCAUGUUUUUGCAAAAACCAGGCAUCUGAGGUGAUGAUCAUUGCAUUCUCACGUAGUUCUCUGUACGGUAUCAUCUGCUCUACUCGGCCUGGUUACUGUAUUCGAUACUUGGUUAAUGGAGAACCACUACUUUUCUGUA
Phragmites australis (common reed) is the source of this 1262-nucleotide messenger RNA. Its product is annotated as universal stress protein PHOS34-like. Lineage: Eukaryota; Viridiplantae; Streptophyta; Magnoliopsida; Poales; Poaceae. The transcript is spliced from 2 exons. Bases 71 to 829 code for a protein of 252 amino acids. The record is from RefSeq and is a predicted model, not a curated record.